Molecule: messenger RNA, 819 nt
Organism: Glarea lozoyensis ATCC 20868
Lineage: Eukaryota; Fungi; Ascomycota; Leotiomycetes; Helotiales; Helotiaceae
Product: alpha/beta-Hydrolase
Exons: 7
Coding region: 1-819 (272 amino acids)
Molecular function (GO): hydrolase activity
Source: RefSeq, a predicted model, not a curated record
AUGAUAAUCAAAGAAUCGCACCAAGAUGUGGCUACGAAAGCGGAUGGGAAGGAAGGUUCCAUGAGAAUCUUUCUGUACCACCCUGUUAUCCCUGGAUAUCCGAAUGCGAGGUUUCCAGGUGUUGUGCUUUUCAGUGAGAUUUAUCAAGUUACUGGUCCUGUAGCACGCUUUGCUCGCCAAAUCGCUGGUCAAGGAUAUAUCGUGGCAGCACCGUCAUCUUACCACGAGUUCACUGGGCCAGAGCCUUUAGCAUAUGAUGUUCCUGGAACGGAUGCUGGUAAUGAAUACAAGAUCAAGAAGACUCUGGCAGGCUACGAUGAAGACUCUACACUUUCAAUCGAUACUCUUCUUGCUUUACCAACUUGCAAUGGCCGCAUUGGAGCAACUGGAAUGUGUCUGGGUGGCCAUCUUGCAUUUCGAUGCGCUCUUGACUCCCGAGUCUCCGCGGCAGUAACAUACUUCGCAACAGAUUUACACUCCGCGACUCUCGGUCUAGGCAUGAAGGACGACACUCUUGCCCGCUGUUCCGAGAUCAAAGCUGAACUGGUCAUGAUCCACGGCACACUGGAUAAUCAUGUACCGCCCGAAGGUCGUGAUCUCAUUCGAAAGACGUUGAGAGAAAAGGGAAUCAUAUUUAGUUGGUAUGAGCCAGCUGGCGCACAACAUGCAUUCAUCCGUGAUGAGCUUUCGAAAGGCAGAUACGAUCCUGCGAUUACCAAGGUCUGUUUCGAGAUGAUGCUGGAGCUUUUCGGGCGCACGUUGAAAUUAGAUCUUGGGUCUCACGAUGGAAAGCAGCAAGUGGUCGAGAAUAUUUGUUAG